AUGAGGCUCGCCGGAUUGAGACCUCAAAAGAUCGAGGUCGAACCAGGGACUGUCAUGAACAUCUGGGCUCCGACCCGAUCCAAGAAGAAUGCCAACAACGGUAAAAAACUUGCCGUCGUCUUCCUCCACGGCUUCGUUGGCGACGGCAUCCUGACGUGGCAGCUCCAAGUCCUCGCCCUCGCGAGGGACUAUGCAGUCUACGCGCCGGACCUCCUCUUCUUCGGUGGUUCCUCCACCGGCAACGGCGGCCGGACUGUGGGAUUCCAGGCGGAGUGCCUGGCAAGGGGGCUGGCAAAGCUGGGAGUGCAGCAGUGCACAGUGGUCGGGUUCAGCUACGGCGCGAUGGUGGCGUUCAGGUUGGCCGAGUUGCGGCCUGAGCAGGUCGAGUCCGUGGUGGCGACGUGCUCUGGCCCGGUGCUGACGGAGUCGCUGAGCCGAGAGUGCUUAGAGAGCUCCUUUAUCCUUUUGGUUCCAACAUUUCCGUCCAACGUGCUGAUCAAGUUCAAGGACGAGCUUGGCCACAUGACUAUUCAUGAGGAGAGCCUUCAUUUUGAUGUGGAGAUAGAGAAGAUCCGAAAAUUUGGGUCAUUUAAGAGAAGCUAA
Molecule: messenger RNA, 603 nt
Organism: Eucalyptus grandis
Lineage: Eukaryota; Viridiplantae; Streptophyta; Magnoliopsida; Myrtales; Myrtaceae
Exons: 2
Coding region: 1-603 (200 amino acids)
Source: RefSeq, a predicted model, not a curated record